AUGUCACAAGCAAAGAUUCAAAUUCUGAUCACUGAUCUCUCUAAGGAUAGCUUUGCCUCAAAAUUGCCCUCCGCCAUAGAGAAGAAGAUAUUUGCUGAGAAGUUUCCUGAACUGAGUGAAAAACUAACCUAUUUCACUCCAUUGCCGUUUUUGAAUAGAAUCAUAAUCAUUUUGAAAGAUGAAGAAUCUGCUUCAAAAAUUUUCAAAUUUCUAGAAGAUUUCAUUCCAACCGUAGAUCCUAAUAUUAAGUUGUAUCUUACUGAGUCACUUUUGGUGAAUUCUAGACCAAGAGCUAAGUCGGAUGAUCCAUUUUCUAGAGGUAAUCAGGCAGUGCCAAGCUCCAAACCAUUUCUAUCCUUGAAUACAAAUCCUUUUAAUACGGGCAUUGCUAGUGAAUCCCUAGCCGUUGGUAGUCCCUCACUAUCUCCAGACAGAUCAUCUUUAGAAUCACCUACUUUAUUGAAAUUCUCAGAUAAUUCCAAACCUUACUACUAUAAAGAGCCGUUACCUAAGGUACCAAAUGAUGAUGAAGAAACAGGUUUACCAAUUGAUGCAAAUGAUUCAUUCACCCCAAUUACUAGUACAACAAGUACUUGGUCAAGGCUGGAUACUGGUGACAAGAGGAAAAAUUUGAGACUAGAUACUGACACAAAUAAAAAUGAGACAAGAGAUGAUUCACCACCGAAGAGUCCUAGUAUUACUAUAAAUCAUUUUACUCAUUAA
Kazachstania africana CBS 2517 is the source of this 723-nucleotide messenger RNA. It is a transcript of the gene RCN2, whose product is annotated as Rcn2p. Lineage: Eukaryota; Fungi; Ascomycota; Saccharomycetes; Saccharomycetales; Saccharomycetaceae. The transcript has a single exon. The coding region runs from base 1 to 723 and encodes 240 amino acids. The record is from RefSeq and is a predicted model, not a curated record.